AUGGAGAAACAAGAUCCAUCUCAACCUACACAUCAAGGUAAUGAAAAGAAAAAACAUUAUAGAGGAGUUAGGCUGAGACCAUGGGGAAAAUGGGCAGCUGAAAUAAGAGAUCCUAAGAAAGGAGCAAGAGUAUGGCUUGGCACAUUUGAAACAGCUGAAGCUGCAGCUAUUGCUUAUGAUGAAGCUGCAUUGAAGUUCAAAGGAAACAAAGCCAAGCUUAAUUUCCCUCAACUCAUUUCUCAUUUGCCGGAUUCGGAUCCAUUGCUCACGCGUAAUAAAAAUAACAUUUCAUCUUCAUCUUCAUCUUCGCAGUGUGCUCCACCAAAAUCUCUUUCUCCGUUGUCAUCAACGGAAAAAGAGAUGUUUCCAAACCUAAUGCAAUAUGCGCAAGUACUUUGUAGUAAGGACGAUGAAGAUCUUCGGCGUGCUACUACAUGUCUUUACAAUAAUACUAAUAAUAAUAGUAAUCUUCACAAUAAUAAUAAUGAACGAUUUCGUUAUUAUAAUUUGCCGCCAUUCUUCUCAUCAAUGGCACCAUCUUCUACUUCUAAGGAUGAUGUUGUGUCUAGGGUUGGAGAUGGUCGCCCUUUAGAUACGAGGAAUGGUCUUGAUGAAAGGAACACAAAAGGGUCAUAA
Vicia faba (fava bean) is the source of this 636-nucleotide messenger RNA. Lineage: Eukaryota; Viridiplantae; Streptophyta; Magnoliopsida; Fabales; Fabaceae. The record is from the annotation of a GenBank genome assembly.